Messenger RNA from Salvelinus namaycush (lake trout), 1750 nucleotides. It is a transcript of the gene card9, whose product is annotated as caspase recruitment domain family, member 9. Gene Ontology annotation, biological process: regulation of apoptotic process; positive regulation of canonical NF-kappaB signal transduction. The transcript is spliced from 11 exons. Bases 12 to 1655 code for a protein of 547 amino acids. NCBI's taxonomy places the organism in Eukaryota, Metazoa, Chordata, Actinopteri, Salmoniformes, Salmonidae. The record is from RefSeq and is a predicted model, not a curated record.
CUGAGACAAUCAUGACUGACAGUCAGAGUGUGUCAGAUAUGGAGGAUGAGCAGUGCUGGGUCCAGCUGGAGGAUUACAGAAUGCUGCUGACAAAGAUCAUUGAGCCGUCGCGAAUCACUCCUUACCUGCGUCAUUGUAAGGUGCUAAGCAGUGAGGAUGAGGAGCAGAUAUUCAAUGACCCCAGUCUGGUCAUCCGCCAACGCAAAGUAGGUGUACUAUUGGAUAUUCUUCAAAGAACUGGACUCAAAGGCUAUGUGACAUUCCUCGAGAGCUUGGAGCUGGACUAUCCUCGAUUGUAUCGCAAAAUUACUGGCAAAGAACCUGCCCGGGUCUUUUCUGUACUAGUUGACACGGUGGGUGAGUCAGGACUGACUCAGUUCUUGAUGAGUGAGGUCACACGUCUGCAGAAGGGCCUGCAGGAAGAACGCCGGCGCAGACAAGAGGCCACUUGGGCUGCAGCCACGCAGGAGGACACCUUACGGCAGCAGCAGGUUAAGGAGAGGGAGCUGCGGAAGCAGCAGGAGCGCGUGCAGUGUAUGAGGGAGGAGAGGGACCGGCAAUGGGAGGUGGUAUGCCACCUGAAGGACGAGAACUACAGCCUGAUGCACAACGUAACCAAGCUGAGCGAAGAGAAGAAUAGUGCACUCAUGUCCAACCGGGAUCUGCAGUUGGAGAUAGAAAAGCUGAAGCACAGCCUGAUGAAUGCAGAGAGUGACUCGAAAAUCCAACGCAAGCAAACUGUGAACCUGAAGAAUGCCAUUGAGGAGAGACCCAGUCAGGACAUGAUUUGGCAGCUCCAGAGACACAAUGAUCUGCUCACAGUGCGCAUCCAGGAGCUGGAGAGCUCAGCUCAGGGGACAGCUCCAGCCCCCUUGGAUCAAGAGAAGCUGAGCACUGAGAGUCUGGAGGACUACAAGCAGCACUCUCAGGCUCAGCACCAGGAGCUGGUCAACAACAUCUACAACCUACGCAGAGAUCUGCACGAUGCUGAGGCACUACGGAAUCGGUACUUGGAGGCGAAGGAGGUUCUUGAGUUGAAGUGCACAACAUUAAAGAAAGAUGCAAAAAUGUAUCGUGACCGAAUGGAGGACAUCCUGAAACAGAUGGACGAGGUUAUCAGGGAGAGAGACAAGGCCAUCGCCUCUCGAGAGGAGUACCACCAGGAGAAUUCACGGUGCCUCCAGGAGAAGGACCAGUACCGGAAGAAGAUUCGGGAGCUGGGUGAGCGCUGUGAUGAGCUGCAGGUCCAGUUGUUCCGGACUGAGGCAGAGGUUAUGGCUCUACAGACCAGGCUUCACAUUAACACCUGCUCCCCACAUGAUAAAAGCCAGACCAGUGAGGAAGACUGCAGAGAUACAUUAACCGAAGCUAGUAGUGGGGACCUGCAAUGUCAGACAUCAGGGGAGUAUGAUGUGUGCAUUGCUUUGCAAGUCCACCCGUUGUGUGCAGAAGGGUCCCCGGAGGAUAAUAUCUCAGGAGAAAGGGCUUUAUCAGAGGAUGAGCCCUCAGACUGCCGCAAGCCCAGAGAGAGGUGUAACUUCUACUACAGAAGGAAACGUGCCCUUAGGAGGUCAAAGGCCACAUGCAAGGAAUGCAAACCUUGUGUCCUGGACAACAGCAGUGGAAGUGACAACACUGACACGGAUGGGAUGUGACUGAGUGGGGGGGGGCAGGGCAGAGGAGUGGCUGGGGGACAUGGCAAGGUCCUUCAGAAACAUAGACUAGUCUACUUUCCUUAACAAAAAUAUUA